Messenger RNA from Galleria mellonella (greater wax moth), 5595 nucleotides. It is a transcript of the gene chm, whose product is annotated as histone acetyltransferase KAT7. Lineage: Eukaryota; Metazoa; Arthropoda; Insecta; Lepidoptera; Pyralidae. Bases 195 to 2567 code for a protein of 790 amino acids. Gene Ontology annotation, molecular function: zinc ion binding; histone acetyltransferase activity. The record is from RefSeq and is a predicted model, not a curated record. Gene Ontology annotation, cellular component: nucleus. The transcript is spliced from 10 exons. Gene Ontology annotation, biological process: regulation of DNA-templated transcription.
GUUUGUUUGUGUCACUGUCAGUGUUGUCUUUUGGGGUUUGUUUUUUGCGUGGUGUUAUUAAAUUGUUGUUUUAUGUUAUUAAAUCUUAAUUAAAUCGUAUAAAUGAAAUCGUUACGUGUCAGUUAAAUUAAAAUCUUUGAAAAUAAAAGCCACAUCUUUGAUCGCAGCACAAACAGUUGUAAUAAUUCAGCAUAAUGACAUAUUUGGAUGUGAGUAAUAGCAGUACAGACAGUAGUUCUGAGUCUUCAUCAGACUCGAGCAGCAGCCUCAGCUCAUCUACAAGCUCAGAUUCGGACUCAUCGAGCUCAGAUUCUGAUUCAUCCACCUCUGGCACUCCAGCGGCGACCACUACAACAGCACCGAAAUCACCAGCCACACCACCCUCGGAAGAAACUAAAAAGAAGGAGGAACCCAAACAAAGACGGCCUUCAAAAGCUAAUGUCUCGUCAUCAAGUGAUGAUGAAGCACCGAAAACAAGCAGCCCAAAGUCCUUACCACCAAGAAGACGCUCAACAAAAUUAAAAUCGGCAGCUUUGGUUCUUGCUAAAGGCAAGUCCGCAUCUAGAGUAUCCGCUGGGGCAAAGACAUCUAAACCAGCAUCUAGAUCGACAUCAAAAUCGUCAAAAUCAGAUACCACAGUAAAAAAGAAAAGUAUAUUCUCACCAGAUAAUAGUUCCGAGUCCGAAUCGGACAGUAAGUCGUCAAAGAGUGCCAAAGACUCACCGGCAUCUAAGCACAGCUCCAGGAAGUCUGUAGACGAAAAGGAUUCUUCACCAUUGACCGCAGCAGAAAAUGAAGAUUCAAAUUCAAAAGAUAGUGUAAAAACUAGGAAUAGUAAUCGGUCAAACGAGGCCCCGCCAAAGAAGGUGGAAGAGAAGAGCACAUCCUCCUGCUCUUCAAGUCAAUCAUCAGUGGAGUCUGUGUCUUCAGAUAGCAACAGUGAACCGACUCCUAAAAAAGAGCCCACAAAGACUGGAAAAACAAAACCACCUAGCAGCACUAAUAAACAAGACACAGCCGCUAAAAGCGGCGACUCAGGUGAAUCUGCAACGAUCACGUUGCCCCGAAAACUAACCCGGUCGCUGUCCGCACGGGUGUCCAGACUCGCUACUGUAUCGAGACCCACGCACACUGACACUGAUUCGGAUGCAGAUGAGAAGAGUAAUGAUAAAAGCAGAGAAACAAAGAAGCCUCAGAAAGGUCGUGGGGUGCGGUCGACUCCCCCGCGGCUCGCUCGGCCUCUGUUGCCUAGUAUCGCGGGAACGUCACAGCCCACCGAGCGACGCUGCCCUGUUAGCGGCUGCGACUCGAGCGGGCAUCUAGGUGGUAUAGCGGAGAAACACUUCACAUGGGACGCGUGUCCCCUGUACCACAACGUGACGCCGGCCUGGUGCAUCGCGGCCAGCGAGGAGCGGGCCGCUGCUGCGUCCGCGCGGCGCCGCGCCGCCGCCCUGCUGCAGCAGCGGCAGCGGGCCAUGCCCACCAUCGACCAGCGCGCUUACCAGCUCAAGGUCAAGGAUAUGCGGUCAAAAUGGAAAGGCAGUCAGGAACUUCGCGAGAAAUUAGCUGCCGCUGGCAACGAAGAGACCGGCGAGGAGCGCGAGCCCAUACUAGAGGGUUUCGCGCCUGACUAUGACCUCAGAUUAUUCCGAGAAGCCCAGGCGUUAGCUGCUAUUAAAAUUGAAGAAGAAUUGGGCGAUAUGCCUUCCGAUAGAGGGACUAGGGUGUACUCGUGUGGCGGCAGGUACGUGGUGAUGGGCAAGUACACGAUGGAGGUGUGGUACCAGUCGCCGUACCCGGGCGAGGCGGCGCGCGUGCCGCGGCUGUUCGUGUGCGAGUACUGCCUCGGACACCAGCGCUGCGCCGCCGGCGCCGCGCGCCACCGCGCCAAGUGCGUCUGGCGGCACCCGCCCGGCGACGAGGUGUAUAGAAAAGACAAUUUAAGCGUAUGGCAAGUUGACGGCCGGAAGCACAAGCAGUAUUGCCAGCACUUGUGUCUCCUUGCCAAGUUCUUCCUCGAUCACAAGACGUUAUACUACGAUGUGGAGCCAUUUCUCUUUUACGUGAUGACGUGUGCCGACAACGAGGGAUGCCAUAUCGUCGGUUACUUCAGCAAGGAGAAGAAUUCUUUCCUGAACUACAACGUGUCGUGCAUAUUGACUCUGCCCCCCUACCAGAGACAGGGUUAUGGGAGAUUGCUCAUCGACUUCAGCUAUCUUCUGACUAAAGUGGAAGGAAAAGUUGGCUCUCCCGAGACGCCUCUCUCAGAUUUGGGGCUGAUCUCGUACAGAUCCUAUUGGAAGGAGGCGCUACUCCGGCGGCUAUGUUCUGCCUCCGGUCCCACACUCUGCAUCAGAGACCUGAGCAAGGAUCUGGCCAUUGCGUCCUCCGAUAUAGUGUCCACACUCCAAGAACGUGGACUGAUGAAGUAUUGGAAAGGAAAGCAUAUCGUUUUAAAGAAACAGGAGGUGCUGGAGGAGGUGUCCCGUCGCGCGGAGCGAGCCCGCUGCGUGGACGCGGCGUGCCUGCGCUGGGCGCCGCCCGCCGCCGCCGCGCCGCCGCGCUGACGCCGCGCCCCGCGCGCCCGCCGCCGCCACCGCCACCGGCCCAGCAGCAGCGCCGCCAGGGCCCUGCUCUAGGCCGCCGCCAGCGCCGCCACCGCCCUCUACGACUACUACAAGGUCAAGGUCAAGGUCAAGGUCACUGUCAACUUACCCCCAAAUUACAUGAAAUAUAGCAAGAAUGUUGUCUACGAUGUGUAUUCUGAUGGAAACGGAUGUGUGAUUUACUCUCAAUCAUGAAGGUCAAGGUCACUGUCAAAGUACCCCAUUGUAAAUAUGUCGCAAUUUUUUUUGUUUGCGAUGUGUAUUUGGUGUGUGUGUGUGUGAUAUGGUUGUAAUAUUUACACCAUUAAAAAAUGUUUUGUAUGUGUAUAAUUACGGUACAAGUUAUGUACAGUGAUUAAAGACACAUCCACACUGGUCAGCGUCGAUACGUGACGAUCAGCGUGUCGUGCUAUCUGGCACGCAUCAGCAUCAACGUGCUCCGUGACUUUAAUAGACAUAUUUGAGGUUUUUAUUGCAUAUAAAUAUAAUGACGAACAAGGAAUAUUUGUUACUUUCAUUUAUAAAAAACGAACCAAUUUUAACAAUAUUUCGUCAUAUAUUAUAUCACUCGCGUAUAAUACAGUCGUCGAAAAUAUUCUCAACUAGAAACUCAUCUCGGAUCACAGAGUCAACCCAACAAUGACGUCAUUGAAUGUUACUAAUGUGACAAGCAUAGGUUGUCAUACAAAAUGAAUAUAGUAAUACGAAGGGAGGUCAAAAAGUUCGCGUAAUGAGGAGAAAGGGGGUUGAAAUUAAACAUGAAACUAUUUUUGCUUUCCAAUAUAUUCUCCCCUAACCUUAAUACAUUUUUCAUAUCUCUCAAAUAAUUUGUUUAUACCAUCGAAAAAAAAAAAGGUUUAUCUUUGCUGCCAUAACACUUCAAAAUCGCAGACUUGACUUUUUCAUCGUCGCCAAUUUUUUUUCCACGCAGCUUCUUUUUCAUUUUUGGAAAUAAAUAAUGGUCCCUGGGAGCCAAGUCUGAACUAUAAGGUAGGUGGUCUAAUUUUUCAAACCCGCAUCGGUGGAUGGCAGCCGUCGCAACAUGGCACAUAUGGACCGGAGCGUUGUCCUGCAAAAGGAGCACACCUUUUGACAGCUUUUCCCUUCUUUUUUCCUUGAUAGCUUCCUUCAAUCUGUCCAGUAAAGAAACGUAGUACUGUCCUGUUAUAGUUACACCACGAUCUUUAUAAUUGAUCAGCAAAAUACCUUCUGUAUCCUAAAAGGUAGUCGCCAUGAUAUUUCCGGCCGAUUGUCACACUUUAAACUUCGUCGGAGGAGUUGUACCUUUUUUAUGCCACUGCAUCGACUCUUGCUUCGACUCAGGUGGUGAAUUCAGGUUUCAUCUCCAGUAACAAUUCGGGCCAUAACUUCUUCCCUAUUAUACUGUUAAUGAAGUGCUUAAUAAGUGACUACCUGGACGAGUAAACCAACCCCCCCCCCCCACCAACCCCUCUAUUUCGCAAACUUUUUGACCUCCCCUCGUGUAAUGUUUUACUGGUUAGUAUUAUUCGUCACGUAUCAGCACUGAUCGGUGUGGAUGGGGCUUAAUUGAUUUUAUAAUGUGCGUGUGUGAGUUGAAACAAUGUUUACUUAUUGAUGACUCAAGUGAAUGUGUAUUAAAAACAAAAUAAUGAAAUAGGUUAAGAUGAGGAAAAAUUUAUAAUUUUUAUGAAUUUGACACAUUUAUAUUUUCAAUUUUAUACUUUGGUGUUAGUUAGGUACUUGGCGUAACAUCGCAAAUAGGAUUCCACUAAAAUAAUACGAAUUUUAUAAUGAUGUAAUUAAAUAAAAUUAUUAUAAAUUUUAAUUCAAUUUUAGUUUUAAGUAAGUGUUCAAUAUAUUGAUUAUUGUAAUGUAUCAUUUUAUUGAUAGAUUUGAUAAAAUUUCCCAUUAGAAUAGAAUAAAUUAUUUUUUAUUCAAAUAAAAGCUGUGUAUAGUUUUAUUGUUGUUGUCUGCUGAGAAGGACCCGUAAGAAACUCAACAGUUACUUUUAUCAAUCGACUUAUAUACAAGAUAAUUUUACAUUUGUAUGAGUUAGUACCCAUACAAAUGUAAAAUUGACCACCCAAAAACAAAUUGACCCAUGACUAUAAUUAAGAAUUGAAUUCUAUUUGUAUGUAUUAUUCAAUGUAAAAUGUCACAAUCAAUUAUAAACAAUAGAUAACUAGAUCAGUCUCUACAAGCAGUACCCGUUCACGAGUAUGACGGAUGAACCAUCAUUUUGUAUAAGACUGUCUUGUUAAAGUUCAAAACUUGCUUGCUUCCCUUUAUUUGGAUGCUUAUUAAUUAUCUAUUUUGAUUUUGAAUACUGUUGAAUAUUGGCCUCCAAAGGGAGGGUUUUACCAGUAGUUGCCACGUUUGGCAAGCGGCUUGGCAACUGUAGUUACUUAUUUGAAUAUGUAUAUAUUAUAUAUAAAUCUUCUCGUGACAUACAAAUGUUGUAUUAAACAUAGCAAUAAGGAAUACAAAUAGAAAAAAAAAACAACAAUUUAACGACAAUACUAUGAAUUUUUUAAUGUAAAUAAAUUCAAUUUUUAUAAUGUUUUAAUUUAUUAGUUUUAAACAAUUUUCAAUGUAUUCGUAUUUUUAUUGUAAUGAUAUAAUUAUUUUUAAUGAAGAGUUUUUUUUUUUUUAAUUUUCUUUAAAGUUAAGAGCUCCAAAGACGGUCUUGUGACAAAUAACGCAUGGAAUAUUAAAUUAUUAAUUUUUAAAAGGAAACGGCAAGCUUUUCAUACCAACACGAAUAUGGUUAUAUGAAUGAGUUAUAUAACCAUUUUAAUCCAUAAUUGACUCACAACCAAAAUUACCUAACACACACAAAAAAAUAAUUUAAAACAUUGCUUAUCUAAACAGAGUUUAACAAAACUCUAAGUGACUAAAUAUUCUGCAGUCUGUGAUAAUAUUUAUUUUCAGUUUUAUAUGCCAAAAUCUAUUAUUAUAAUAAAGGUUAUUAGUUUAAAUGCCUAUUAUUUUUUAAUAACGUAUUUCU